This is a messenger RNA of Trifolium pratense (red clover), 2628 nucleotides long. Its product is annotated as protein MODIFIED TRANSPORT TO THE VACUOLE 1. Gene Ontology annotation, cellular component: trans-Golgi network membrane. NCBI's taxonomy places the organism in Eukaryota, Viridiplantae, Streptophyta, Magnoliopsida, Fabales, Fabaceae. Gene Ontology annotation, molecular function: phosphatidylinositol binding; ubiquitin binding. The coding region runs from base 353 to 2470 and encodes 705 amino acids. The record is from RefSeq and is a predicted model, not a curated record. The transcript is spliced from 5 exons.
AAGUACAAGACACGAAUCCAAGUGAAACUGUAUUCGUGUUUCAACUCUAACAACUGACGUGGCAUGGCUGCUUCUCCUUCAUCAUAAUUUUUCUGCCACCAAAUCCUUCUUCUUCUUCUUCUUACUUUCUCUCUCUUCCAAUUCUUUCUUCCCCAAAUUCCCAAUUCCCAAUUUCGAUUUUUCAUCUAGGUUUCACUUCUUCUCAUCAAAUCCCAAUCGAUCAAAUCCCUUCUCGAUUGGGUUUCAAUUAUAUCACAAUCUUGAAUUGCUAAAUUCAAUUGAAGCAUUCAUAAUUGGAUACUAAUUCUGCUAAUUAGGGUUUCAAUUUGUUGGAUCGAUUUUGUGAGAAAGUAUGGAAACGAGUAGAAGAGCGGUGGAAUCGUACUGGAGGUCAAGGUUAAUCGAUUCAGCUACAUCAGAUGAAGAUAAAGUUACACCUGUUUACAAAUUGGAAGAAAUUUGUGAGCUUUUGCGUUCUUCACAUGUUUCUAUUGUUAAGGAAGUUUCAGAUUUUGUUUUGAAACGUUUGGAUCAUAAGAGUCCCAUUGUAAAACAGAAGGCUUUAAGAUUGAUAAAAUAUGCAGUUGGAAAGUCUGGUGCUGAGUUCAGAAGGGAAAUGCAGAGACAUUCAGUGGCAAUUCGUCAAUUAUUGCACUACAAGGGACAGUUGGAUCCUUUGAAAGGCGAUGCACUAAAUAAGGCGGUACGGGACACUGCUCAGGAGGCUGUCUCUGCCAUCUUCUCAGAAGAUAAUAGUAAUAGUAAUAUUAAGGUUGCCGCACCUUCUCAAGAUCUUAACAGGCGGAUACAAGGGUUUGGGAAUACAAACUAUGAACCGCCAUCUGAAGAUAAGAAGUCUUUUAUUAGUGAGGUAGUUGGUAUUGGAAGUGCAUCAAUUAAGCAAGGAAUUCAUAGCUUAACACAAGGACAUUCACUAAUGAAGAAUGAAACUGGAAGUGGAAGCUACAAGAGUCCAAAUCUUCAAAGGUCGCUGACCAACGAAUCAGAACAUGGUGACAGAUAUGUACCAGUUGCGUAUCGUAGUGAAACUCAGAGUAGUUUUGGACUUCCAAAGAAUCAAUCUAGUGGUUCUUGGAAUCAGGAUUCUAGAGUAACUAAGAUGGACAUUUCAAAUGGCGAAUCCAGUGGAAAUUCUUCAGAGACUAAGACUAGAGAGGAUAGGCUGCUGGAGACAAUUGUAACUUCAGGAGGUGUUCGUCUACAACCCUCUCGAGAUGCCAUUCAAGCUUUUCUAACAGAGGCUGCAAAGUUGGAUGCCCUAGCUUUAAGUCAUGCUCUUGAAUUAAAGCUACAAUCUCCUAUUUGGCAGGUGCGCAUGAAAGCUGUUUGUGUUCUUGAGUCCGUCCUCAGAAAGAAGGGUGAUGAACAUUUUUCGUAUGUGGCAUCUUACUUCACUGAACAUAAUGACGCCGUGCAGAAAUGUUCCGAAUCUCCCCAAGCCUCUUUGAGGGAAAAGGCUAUAAAGGUUCUUGGUCUUCUAGGUGGAGGCCAGCCAAACAGUUCUGCUAUUAGUUCAGAGAAAGCUGUAAAGACAGAGCGUCCUGUUGUUGCUGAAUUGCCUGACUUGAUAGACACUGGCGAUUCAAAUGAUAACACAGCCAAUACUACAAAUGAACAAAGUAUAGGAAAUUUGACAUCAUCCGCACCUCUGGUUGAUGAUUUAUUUGGCGAUAUAAGCGGCUCUAUUGGAGCUAGUCAUGAAGUGAAAAAUGACGACGACCCAUUUGCGGAUGUAUCAUUUCACUCGGGCGAGAGCAAAGAACAAGCAGAUGAUCUAUUUUCAGGAAUGACAGUUGGCGUUGAUAAGCCAGUUGAUCAAUGGAGUCACAAGCAGGGGAUUCAAAGUGAUCCUCAACUUUUUGACGUUUUUGCUUCUGGUUCGGAGCAAGGAAAUCAUAACGCGUCUUUUGGUGAUUUAAUGGGUGGUUUAUCAAUAGAUGAAAAUACCUCAAGCACGGCGAAGCAGAAGGGAACAUAUUCUGCAGUGCAAUCUGAAUCUUUAUUUUCAGGUUUAAACAACCACACCCCAGAGAAUACUCUGGGCGGCAUGUUGGGAUCUCAGGCUCAGCCAGUUGGGUUCAAUGGAAACCCGUUGUUUCCCACUGGUCAUCUGCCUUAUAAUAUGCAACCUGGUAUUAUGUUGAACCAGCCAUAUCCUUCUCAGCCUCUUAAUUAUGGUGCCAUGGGAACUCUCUUAGCUCAGCAACAAUUACUCGCUACAAUGGCUAAUUUCCAACACCUUAGUAAUGUCAACAUGCGAGAUGAUGGUGUUGCUCAAAUGGUUGGACCUAAUGGAAAUUCACCUUUGCCAGACAUAUUUCAACCAAAUUUUGCAUCUCAAACUCCCAGCUCAAUGAUCAAUAAUUCAAAGAAAGAAGAUAACACAAAAGCAUUUGAUUUUAUCUCGGACCAUCUUAGCUCUGCUCGUGAUUCAAGGAGAGUGAUUUGAAAUCUUCACGCCAUUUUCCUUCGCUCGAUGAAUUUCAACUUGUGGUCCAUGGUAUCCUGUAAUAACUGGUUUUGUAAGGAGUGAAUUACUCGUAUACAAGUAAUCAUCGUGAUAAUGCCAAAUAUUAUACAAUUACAUGCAUUUUUAUUUCACUAGAA